Molecule: messenger RNA, 411 nt
Organism: Mesorhabditis spiculigera
Lineage: Eukaryota; Metazoa; Nematoda; Chromadorea; Rhabditida; Rhabditidae
Source: the annotation of a GenBank genome assembly
AUGCCUGGUCCUUCGGGGAUCCAAGUGCCUCAACAUGUCAUUUAUGGAGGGGAUGGCGAUCGAGUAGAUGUGAAUGUCCAGGCGGACAACGUUACUGAUGAGAUUUUGAAUCAGGACGGUGGUCUCAACGCAAUCUUUGACGAGCAUGAAAUCGCACCUGAAGUCCUGGCCAGACAACGAGAAAAGCUGAACGGGGAAGAUUUUCGUAUCGAAAUCAAGAAGACAACGGCCCGUGGACUUAGAAUGAGUCAGGUGACGGCUACUGUUGAUGUUGAUCCGACAACCGUACAUGAUCUCUUCCUUCCUAUCAUGGAGGAGGCUAUGGAAAGGCUGUUCGAGGCCAUCGGUAGAGAUGAGGGCUUGUUCUCUGCGAUGCUGAAGUGCCACACACUCGACGUUGACGAGCAGCAG